Messenger RNA from Culex pipiens pallens (northern house mosquito), 1498 nucleotides. Its product is annotated as protein argonaute-2-like. The record is from RefSeq and is a predicted model, not a curated record. The transcript is spliced from 6 exons. Bases 179 to 1483 code for a protein of 434 amino acids. Lineage: Eukaryota; Metazoa; Arthropoda; Insecta; Diptera; Culicidae.
AAAAUCGCAAUCGCGGUGUCAGUUUUGAGAAAAAUAAAAACAAAUAGUUGAAAAAUUUCUGAGUCGUCACAAGCUUUUUGCGAGUUUUUCUGAAGUUGAAGUGAAAUUUUUAAAAGUGAUUUUUUUUGUAAAACCUCAGUUUCAAUACUGAAUCAGUUAUCUCUCUGAUUAAAUAAAAAUGGAGCCGCAUCAGCAGGGUGGUAAGAACCGUGGCAAAAAGAAGCCACAAGAUGGCCAACAGCAUGGAGGUGGUGGCGACGGAGACCGCUCCGGAGGUGGAGGAGGAGGCCAAGGCAAAGGUGGUGGCGGUGGCAAGAAGGGUCAACAGCAGCAGCAACAGGCCCAAUCAGGUGGUCAGCAGCAGCCUCAACAUGGUCAAGGUCAACAGCAGGGACAAGGACAAGGAAAGGGGAAGUACAAGCAAAAACAACAACAACAGCAGCAGCAACAGCCCCAGGCGCAACCUCCAUCGGCACCGGCCGGCGGUUCUCAACAGUAUGGUGAUUUUCUCCAGAAAAUGCAGCAGCAGCAGCAACAGGUGGCACAACCUGCUCCGGCACCGGCUCCGGCUCAGGCUGAGCCGCCGAAACAAGCCCAGGGCCAACAGCAGAAGGGUGGUGGCGGCGGUGGAAAGUAUAAACAAAAACAACAGCAAAAGCAACAGGAGCAGCAAGAGCUGGAGAAACAACUGGCCGCACAGCGACCCCAGCAACCGCCGGCGGCUGCUUCCGCUGCCCAAUCGCGUUCCACUGCAAGCCCCGAGGGCUCGCUUUCGCCGACCCACGGUGCAAUCCAGCGCGUCGAGGAGGAUCUGUCCGGCAUGAAGAUCGACAAGGGAAGCGGCAAAUCCGCCCUCCGCCAGGUCCUGAUCCGUCCGGGAGCGCACGGCAGACGUGGCAAGGUCACCAAGCUCGAGGUCAACUACAUUCCGCUGAUGCUGGAGAAGAUGGUCUCGACGGCUUACCACUACGACGUGGACAUCCAGCCGAUGGCGUCCCGCAAGUGGCAACGGGCCGCCUUCAAGCGGUUCGAGGUGGAAGCGCUGGCCGGCCAGCCGAUCGCGUUCGACGGCAACAAGAACGCGUACACGGCGAAAAAGCUCAAGCUGGACCACUAUAAAAAGGAGGUUGUGGCGCGCGAGGAUAACCGCGAUCGCAAGUUUACCAUUACGAUGAAGGAAGCGGCGGUGGUGGAUUUGCAGUGCUUGAAGAAUUACAUGCAAGCCGGAAGUGGAAAUGCGAACCUGGUCAAGCCGAUGCGUGCCAUCCAGUGUUUGGACGUGGUUCUGCGCACCGCGUACGAGCUCAAUCCGAGAUUUGUUAAGUCCAAAAUAUCUCAAAAACUAAUGGUCCUAUUUUCAAUGUUGAAAAAUGAAACAUUUGUGAAAUUUUCUGAUGCGUUCGAAAAAAAUAUUAAACAAAAAAAACAAAAAGGUAAAAUAUUUGAUUUUACACUAAAAAAUGAAAUCCAAAAAGCGAGUUAAAUAUAUAUUAAAGAA